Mya arenaria is the source of this 894-nucleotide messenger RNA. Its product is annotated as 40S ribosomal protein S4-like. Gene Ontology annotation, molecular function: RNA binding; structural constituent of ribosome. Bases 61 to 849 code for a protein of 262 amino acids. Gene Ontology annotation, cellular component: cytosolic small ribosomal subunit; ribosome. Gene Ontology annotation, biological process: translation. Lineage: Eukaryota; Metazoa; Mollusca; Bivalvia; Myida; Myidae. The record is from RefSeq and is a predicted model, not a curated record. The transcript has 7 exons.
AGAUUAAGGAACCAGUAGACUUUACUCGAUAACUUCCUUUUUCCGUUUGGUUUUACCAACAUGGGUUACAGAGGCCGAAGGAAACAUUUAAAGCGGUUGACCGCGCCUAAGGCAUGGAUGCUGGACAAACUUGGGGGUGUCUUUGCCCCCAAGCCCGGCACUGGCCCACACAGGUCCAGGGAAUGUCUGCCUCUGGUUGUUUUCUUGAGAAACCGCCUAAAGUAUGCUCUCACUGCUGAUGAGGUGAAGAAGAUCGUGAAACAGAGGCUCAUCAAGAUUGAUGGCAAAGUCAGGACAGAAACAAGAUACCCAGCUGGCUUCAUGGAUGUUAUCACCAUUGAGAAGACAAACGAGCACUUCCGUCUGCUCUACGACGUCAAGGGACGAUUCACAGUUCACAGAAUCAAGCCAGAGGAAGCUAAGUACAAGCUGUGCCGUAUCAGGAAACAGGAGAACGGACCCAAGGGUGUCCCGUACGUGACAACCACUGAUGGACGCACCAUCCGCUACCCUGACCCCCUCAUCAAGGUCAAUGAUACCGCAAUGGUAGACAUUGCCUCCGGCAAAAUCAAGGACUUCAUUAAAUUUGACAGUGGUAACCUUUGCAUGAUCACUGGCGGCCACAACUUGGGGCGUGUUGGCGUGAUCCAGCACAGAGACAGACAUCCAGGAUCGUUCGACAUAGUUACUGUUAAGGACGCUGUCGGACACACAUUCGCCACCAGAAUUGGCUACGUUUUUGUGAUUGGCAAGGGAAGCAAGCCAUGGGUGUCGCUGCCACGAGGCAAGGGAGUUAAGCUGACCAUCGCAGAGGAGCGUGACCGCAGAAUGGCCAUCAAGUCUCAGUGAUGUGUACUGUACAAAUAAACUAUAAAUAAACCCCUGGAAGAGAGA